Messenger RNA from Pocillopora meandrina, 13864 nucleotides. NCBI's taxonomy places the organism in Eukaryota, Metazoa, Cnidaria, Anthozoa, Scleractinia, Pocilloporidae. The record is from the annotation of a GenBank genome assembly.
AUGAAAUCUCACCAUCGGAACCGUUUCCUAGCUCUUGUUGCUAUAGUAUGUUUAAGCGUUGAUGUAGCGUUUUCAACGAUUGUGGAAAUACAGCAACAUCAAGGUAUAUAUUUCACUUUGUUUUCAUGCAAAUUUUAGCUGUCACGCAAGAGUGCGUACUUGGUCUCUGUUGUUCUUUUAGUGUUUUUGCGCGCGUGGUUGCUCUUGAUAUGGAACUUGAACAAACUGUAAGCGUCAAAGCACAUUACCUCCUUUUGUUGGAAUUUAUCUUAAAGCUGCCUUCCUUCACAUGUCUACAAAUGAAAACCCAUCUGUAAAAUCCAAUAAGUCCUCACUUUCCUGUUUUCCUUCUCGAACUAUUUAUCAUUCGUUGACUUUGAUCUUAGUGAUAUUUGUGGGCUUUAAAAUCAAAAUCGUGUACUUUUGCAUUGCAACGGAAGGGUUCAGAUAACAGAUACACGAUUUUCACAACUACCCUGAUGAAAGUAUCUUGUGAUUGUAUAGCAGUGCUAAGCCUCACCAACUUGAAAGACACCCUGAAAUCUUGUCCAAUCAAUAACUCCAAGUUUGCGGCCCCUUCGUUCUAUUUUCCUUCCUCAGAUUUACUGUCAUGUUCAUAUGAUAAUAAACUAAAGUGCAAAUGAUUAUACUGGAAUUACAUAAUUAAAAUCCAGGUUUAGGAAAAUUUUCCCAGUAUAUUAUACCGUUUGUUUUUCUAGAAACCCAAUGUAAAAGGGGAUCAAGUUUCUAAGUCUCAUUGUAUUAAGUUUAUGUCUCAAGUAACAUACCCUUGGCUCAGGUCCUGGCCUGUUCACAGCCACAGGAAGAGUGAUAAACACCAUUUCAAUUGUGGACACACAAUUUUCCUUCAAUCAAACCAGAGAUUCAUCACUAAGGAUGAAGAAUAUGCCAUAGUGUAAUAGCAAAUUCAAAUUGUUGUUUAUAAGAUAAUGUUGAUUACUGAUCAAUUUGAGUGUUCUUCAGUUAAUUAGUAAUUAGGCAAGUUUACAGUUUGAAUUCUAAAUCAGUGUUGAUAGUUUUUCAUUGGUCCCUUCUUUUUUGUGUUAACAGUUCACUAAUUUUGUAUGUGUCCCACCUGCAUGUGUUGUAUUUUGAAGAAACUAAUUUAUAAAGAUCAUUACCCUUGAUGUGACAGUAAAUUUUCCAUUCCAUUUUCACUCCACAACAUGGAAAUUGAUAAUGAUCAUUUAUCACAGUUGUAAUUGAAAAGAAAAGAAUCCAUAAAUUAUUAUUGAGAAAAUAACAAUAAAUUUCUGUCAAUCAUUAUUCAUUUUGAGAUUUCUCAAUUAACUGACUAGUUUUGAACUUGAUAGGCUCUGGUGAAUGUUACCAGUUACUGACAAGUUUCUUUUUUUCUGUGUUAAACACAUCAACCCUCAAAUCUGAUGAGCAACUUUCCAACGGUGAUCAACUUGUUAAUGGGGGGUUUAUUCAGUACAUUCAGAGGUAGGACAACCAUGGGUGAUGAUGAAUUUUGUGGUCAAAAACCUAAAGUUCUUAUUCAACUUAAAAAAAAAAAGAAAAGGAAACAUUAUGAAGACUUACUCUUUUAUGUGACUUUGGGUGCACUUUUGUGUAUGUCAAUGUCAGUUGUUAACCAUAAACAAGGCUGCUUAUAUUAAUUACAUACAAAAAAGUGGUAAUGAUGGUAACUAAGUAGAGAUAAGCAAUACCUUUUUUAAGAGCCAGGGAACAGUGGGUGUCCUUAAAAUUUACUUACAUUCCCAUAUUUUAUUGUACAGAUUCAAAAGUUCCAUUCUAUGAUCUAAGGAAAGCAACAUUUAUGGUACAUAUUUCAUCUAACAGAAAGUCUCAAAAUAAAUUUAAACAAUACAGAGCACGAAAAUACACAUUUUCAAACUUAACUUCCUUCUACCUCCCUCAAAGUCAAAACAUUCGGCUAUCUACACAUAGUGCCCCAAUCAAUUUAAAGCUUCAACACCUCCACCCCCCUCCCUGAGCAACCCACAGACAUUUGACUAUGUUACAGGGGUGGGGAAUUGGAACCUUGCCAGAGUGGGAUGGAGAAUUUGAACCAGCAAAAUGCAUAUGUUUUUAAUCAAAAUAAGGAGGAGUUUAAAGGUAAAGAGUCUGUUUUCAUGAGCAAAUGGCUUAGAAGAAAAUUUUCACAUCGCAGAAUGAUGCUUACAGGGGAAAAACCAAAUAGUGACACCAAAAACUAAUACAUGGCUUUGCUAAAUUCAGCAACAUUCAUUGAUCAUACAGAUAAUUUUUAGAAAAAAAUUGUGCUUGACUAGGGCUUUGCAGUGCAAUAUUGGGGUGAACAGCAGGAAUGUGAAUGAACCAGUCUUCAAAUGUUCAAAUGCCCUCCCCCUGGUUUGGUUUAUGUGUUCAAUUUUAUGUAAGCACCUCUUGCUUUGAAGAAGACUGAUAAAAAAGACAACAAAAAUGAUCUGCUGUAGCUGUCAUACAGAAUGCUUUUAAAUAGUUCAUAAUGUUUGAGAAACUAAUUCACUUUACAUCAUGACAUAGCCCUCUUGAUAAAGAACAGUUUGUAUAUUUGCAGAUACCUUGCUUUGUCGACGGUGUGGGCAGGACAUCUCUGUGGCUGCAAACCUCAACAAUUUAGGUAGUAAACUGGCUCUGCGACAGAGGAAUGACACUAUUCUAGGGGUGAAACAGUGUCUUAUACAGCUCUUCAAAAACCCUCAUGGUAUGAGUUGUUGAUACCCUAUAUGACCAAACUUUUUUAUACAGAGAAUCAUCAUGGUUUGCUAUAAAUUUCAUAUUUUCUGCUUGACCAUAUAUUUUUCAGGUCAACAUUUUGAGCUAAUAACGGUAACAUCAGCUAAUAUCAAAAGUCUUGGUGAGGUAGGUGUAAAUUGUUAAAUUCACUGUUGAGUCUAUGAAAAGAAAUAUAUGCAAUGUCAAAUUGACAGAAUCAACAACUCAAAUGUUUAGGUGUAAACCUCAUUGAUGUUGUAAAUAGCCACAGUAAAGAGUUUAUAUAACUGGUAUUUGGAGCAUUAACCCUUCAUCAGAGUGAGUGGCAAAAGGCUAGCACUUGAAAUCCAGCUUUAGAAACUCUUUACCAUUGCCAAUUUACACUAUCAACUCAGUUGAUUAAACCAAAUGAUCUUGUUAUACCUUCAACUGAUGCAGCACCACAAUUUCUUGAAAUUAGAAACUUUCCCCCCUUAUUCAUUAUUAAUUUUUUCACCCUAGUUGUUGAGUACAACAAUGCAGACACAAGUGCAGGUACAAGCACAAAUGCAACCAAAACCACAAGAGCUCUUAUUUCACUUUGAAAACAGCCUUGAUGCAAGUACAAGCAAAACCAGGGGGGAAAAAAGGAAAAAGUCUGAUCUUUGUGCAUGUGCUCAUAUUUAUAUUUGUGUCAAGGCUGUGUCCACAGUCCAAUAAGAGCUGCUAUGCUUGGGUUUGUGCUUGUGCUUGCGCUUGCGCUUGCGCUUGCGCUUGUGCUUGUGCUUGUGUAUCAUCAUAUGUAUCGCAUUGUGAGCAAUUGACAUGAUUUACCAACACACUAGAAGCACUUUCAUUUGAAAAAUAAGGUUUUUAAAAUGAUUAGUAAUCAGUGUGAUCUGUGAUUUAAGACCCAGCAUUUUUUAAUCCUUGGGACUGAUUAAAAACAAAAGCAUGACAAAUGAGAUGUAAUUAAAAUAACAAACACAAGCCUAGUUGAACUAACAAUAAUAACAAGAAAAUGUAUACAAGAAGAAUCAGUCAUAUAAUUUUGAAAAUAAUGAUAGUGAUAAUUAAACAUGCAGCUGAGUAGAGCUUUCAACUUCUAGGCCUUUAAGGAGCAUUCCUGGUUUCCAGGCUAUGCAUGGAGGGUAGCUGUUUGCCCUCAGUGUGGUGUCCAUAUGGGAUGGUAAGACUGCUUAUUGUCUAUCACAACUGACAUCAUUUUGACGCUUGAAGUCUGUAGAUUUUGUUUUGAACACUUUCUGUUUUCUGUCUUCACUACGCAUUUUAAUUGCUCCCUUUAUAGACUCAUGCAUUUCUCCAAUAGAAGUUGAUAACUUAAGGCCUAUUAUGUCUAUCAAAAAAUUAAGGUUUCCUAAGAAUAUUUCUUGUUUCCUCUUUUGAUUGUGCCCUGAAAGCUCAAUCGAGGUAAUUCCUUGAAAAACUAGGUUGCAGUAGUUUUGUGCAAUGAUGAUGUUUGCAAUAAUUAUUUAAGUAAUUAUUACAAAGUGCAUUAUUUCUCAAAUAUUGCAGAAACAUAAGAAAAGAAAAUAUCAAAGCAAUAUAUUGCAGUUCCUAAAUCUGGUGCAGACACAUUCCAUGUGGUAAAUUUUAAGCUUUUAACCCUAAGAUUGACCAGCAUCUAAUUUCUCCUAACAGUAUCACCCCUGAAUCAAACAUUAAAGGCACGAGAAUAAGGCAAUGAUCACCAAAGACAGAACCUCUUGAUUGAUAGACAAAUUCUUCUUGUCAGUACCUUCAGAAAUGUAUAGAGAACAGUAUGGGGAAUAUGUAUACUGAUGCUAGGGUCUAAAGGGUUAAGCAAAUUACAAAAGCUUCAAAUUCAGCACAGACAAGUUAAUGUUGUUCAUAUUCUUUAGUCGUACUUGAGGCUAUCACUGAUUGUUAUAUUAUUUUAUAUAAUAAGCUCAGUUAUGCACGCAUUCUGAUUGGUUCUCACUUAUGGUCUAUUGGAGGACAGACGUAUAGAUGACGUUAUAAUUAAAACUUUUUUAAUUCUUUAUUAUAUAAAACAAAUAGAUUGUAAGUUGCCGUGCGUCUGUUCAGUAAUAGAUCACAGAGGAUGUCAAAAUGCAGCAAGAACAUCAGUAACACACUCGGCUGCACCUCGUGCACUACCUUUUUGUUCUUACCACAUUUUGACAUCAUCUGUGAUCUAUUACUGGACAGAUGCAUGGCAACUUGGAAUCUAUUUGUUAAUUAUACAACUAAUUGACUGUUACCAAAUUUUUCCAGGUCAUUUGAACAUCGUCAUCCUAAAGAUUAUGUGGAGAAAACUUCUAAAUUUUGGGAUGAUCUAUCCUCCCAUAAGGAACAGAAUAAAGGCAAUUCCAGAAUAAUCCCCUCUUUUGUGGGCCUCAUAUACCCAAACCUAAUUGAGGAACACUGUAAGUUUACAGUCACAAAGAAUGUACUGAUAUCAAUUUCAGUGGAGCCUUCAUUCAGGGGAAACCCUCAGAACCAGGAAAGUGUUUAUUAGAGAGAGAUUGGAUUGGGGUUUGUUAAUGAUUCACCACAAAAAAAAAAUAAUAACUUCGAUAUUUUUAUUAUUCUGGCUUGGAAUCUGCUGGAGUCUCUAUUUCACACAGCUAGAUAAUUAUGUAUUAAAUAUCCACAAGUGCAGUAAAUUUACUCAAGAGCCAUAAGCAGUUAAAAGAUAGAGUUCAUUAGGUGCACUUUCCAAAGUGAAACAACUUCUUAUGUCAUACACUGUACUACCACAUUGGUGAGAAUCUCUGGAGUGGCUAAGGUGUCCCCUGAAUGGAGGUUAAAACAUGGCUUUAGGACCCAGGAUAAGUGUUCCUUUCCCCUUCAAUACUGAAAACAAGUAUGAAGAUGAAAUCAAUAUAUUUCCUGGACCAAAGUUUGUGUUCCCUGGAUGAAGGUGUCCCUUGUAGCCAAUGUCAUCAGACUCUUGAGUCUGGUAAAAGUGACCAUCCUUCUUGAACACCACCUACUUUUACUUCUUAUCUUUCAUCCUAUACCAUCCUUUAAGACAUAUUUAGUCCAGCUGUUGAAGGGAGGUGGUCAUUGGUAGAGGUUGAAGUGUACUUCAUAAAUUAGACCUAUCAUCAAAUGUUUCAGGCUGUUUCAUAUUUAACUUGUUACUAGCUUGAAAUAUUCUUGAGACCAUACACCUAAGGAUCAUGAUGAACAAACUUCAGGUCAUUGUGUGGUGUCUGCUGUUGCAGCAUGCCCUGAGAUGGUGACUCAAGAUUCCAUGACUCAGAGCCACCUUGAACUAUUUCCCUAAAUGCUUGGCACCCUACCAACACACUAUAUGGAGAACAAAAAAUGUUCCCACCAGGAAACAGAGUUAUAUAAAUUGUAAAUUGUAUGGGAGUGCUUCAUAUUUCCAUUGUGCAUACUGUUGCACUGAAGUGUAGUAACUAGGGAACUUGUAUCUUUGAAACAUUUUAAAAAUGCCUUGUUGAAGAUAUUGUGUAAGAAUUGGUUUACAUGUCAGCUGGGUCUGUUGAGAUUUGAAGCACUUGCCCAUCUUUCCUGCUCUCAUAAACUGAUGACUGCAGGCUGACCUACAAAACUAUUCAUUGGGUAAUUUUAUGAGAGGAACUUUUUUAUCUUGGCAAGACAUUUUCAUUAAAAUCACACAGUAAAAAUAUCACUCUGAUUGAAGUUUAUGUUUUGUGUCCUUUUUAUUGUUUUAUAGAUGCAGACUCAUUGAUAGUGACACCAAAAGCAUACAGAAGUUAGAUGACAACACUUUUGAGCAGCUUUAACAACAGAAGUCAAUGGAAUAGUGCCUGAAAGUCCCUUACACUCUUGGUUUCUUAGUUUUUUUACAACUAAGUAAUAAUAUUACUCUGACUAACAGGCCCUUUAUGCAUUUGCCAAGCACUUAAUGACUUAAUGACCACAUAAGUUAAUGGAAUAGUGCCUGAAAGUUCUUGACACUCUUGGUUUCUUAGUUUUUCACAACUAAGUAGUAAUAUUACUUUGUGUGGCAGACCUUUUAUGUAUUUGCCAAGCACUUAAUGACUUCUAAACCUGGAGCUUGUAUCCAUUCUGCAGAGGGUUUUAAAGCCAUCUUUGAUCAAAAGACUAAAAAUGUGAUGACUUCUCAUCCUAACCCUUUGGAUGACUAUAGAAAGGUCCCGGCAGGUGCAUCUUGUCUGAUGUUAUGUUUGGUGUGAUGACCUUAGUCAAGAUUCUUUCAUACAGGGUUACAAUAUUUCAGAUAUAGGAUGAUAUAGCGAGGAAGAUAUUGGAUAAAUGUGACCUUCAAGCGUCGCAUUAUAAAUGUCAAGGGUCAAGAAAAUCAAACACAGAGAGUUGGAAACUUAAUAUGAAUGACACACGAAAUUAGCAAUUGCAGCUUUGGUAAAAGCGAAAAAGUAAUGAAGUCGUUAUAUAUGAAAUGAUAGAAAAUAUACUGUCUAGUGUUGUACAGUGCCCAAAAAAAAAACUGCAACAUUAGUUACUAUUAAAAAUGGUAAAGGACAAAACAAAAGCUAACAAAAGUAAACUUCCUUAAGUCAGGCUUCCUGUGCAAAUGUUCUUUAACCCUUGACACCUUAAAAUCAGUAUUUAUAUUCUCCAUACUGUUCUCUUUACUUCUAAGGUCUUGACAAAGAGAAUUUGAUUAACAAUCAAGAGGUUGUUUAGUAGGUGAUCAUUUCCUUUAUUCUUGUGACCUUGAUGUUUGAUUCAGGGUUGGUAUUGUAGGGAGAAAUUAGAUGCAAGUCACUCUUAAAGUAAAAGGUUAAGUAAGUAGAGUACUUUAAAAAUAAUAAUGGGAAAAAACAGAUUUUCAAAGAAAAACCAUAUGGUGUGAUAAUCUUCUUCAACUUGAGAAAAGACUCGAAAAAAUUGUUUAUCAGGUGCAUAAAUAUGCAAACCAGUGUCCUCAAACUGUUACUGGUGGCCUCCUUUGCAGCUGUUGUUUGGUUUGUCAUGCAACAAGCUCUCUCCUCCACCACAGAGAGUGCGGAGAGACCACCAAAAUGGUAAAGAAACUUAAAUAUGCAAUAAAUUUUAUAAUAAAUAUUCACUACCUUAAAGAAAUCAAAUGCUCUACAAGACUGUCCUUUGAGAGGGGGAUGAAAAGGAAGGAGGUUGAUAACGGAGUCUUGAUUUGUAUCAGAGAUUACUCCCUCUUUGUGAAAGCCUGUCUGCAUCUCAGAACAGAUCAUCUCCAUAGACAAAUAUAUGUACCUAUUUUUGUGUCUGUUGAAGGCUAUGGUUUUUACAUCAAUAAGAGAAUAUAGAUUUUUAAAAGAUAUUCUCUUUAUGACCUCAAUGAGUGUGCACUUCCUUUAAAUUCUGUUUCUAAAGAUGUAUGUUGAAUUUCUGACUCCAAGUAAUCAAGUCAUGUAUUAGAAACACUACGACAAUCUAUAGAAGCUCCACUACUUAGUACAGGGCGAGAAAUGUUAGGUUCUUAGGCUGUAUGCCUUCUAAUGGAGGAAUGUCUUGUGUUCACACAAUAUUACUUGUUUAAAAUGAAAUGUGGACCGAGCAACCACUAAAGCCAAGUAUCCGUCACCCGUGUGAAACAUUGCUUGUUUCCACCAAACAGUGCCUACCAAUGGAACUGCUUUGAAAAAGAAGAGCUGAAGAACUUGCAGUCUCCUGUUGUAUGCGGUUGAGUUCCAAACAAGGUGAUUCUAUUUCUUUUCAAGGUCUAUUGUAAAUGACAGCACAUCAGACGACCUCAGCAAAGCCUCAUUGACUACUCCCAUUGGAGUUUGAAGUUCAGAUACCUGGAAAUUCUCUAUGUUUAUGUCUGUAGCCACAAAGAUGGCUUCCACUUGAGUCUUCUCGUGCAUCAAAAAGCAAGCUGGCUUGUUACAGGACGCAAAGAUAGAACGAAGAAAUACAUCUCUAAGUUGAGCCCUCGCAUCUUGCUCAGCUUCGAUAUCAGUUGUUAAAACCUUCGAUUCACAUUCUGGCGAGAUUUGGUAGCUUGGUGAACUUGGAUCUGCAGAGGGAUCCUCCAUCUGUUCGACAACGUCUAGGAAGAAGAAAGCAGUGUGGAACGAGCUUGAUGAUUCCGCUGACCGUUUGCAUAGUUUGGUUGGUGUCUUUCAAAAUGGCGGAGAAAACGAGCGUGGACAGCAGCGCGGGAAAGGUAACUCAAUUGCCAAUCGCAAGAGUCAAAACAAUCAUGAAAAGUUCCCCGGAACAGCCACAUUUCAGUCAAGAUUCAGUUUUCCUAAUAACAAAAGCCACGGUAGGUCUCUCUUUUAUGUUACAGUUUGUCAGCGUAUCUUUAUUGCUCUCGGGGUAUCCUGUUGAUUUAAUCAAUAAUCGAUGAAAAUUUACAUCAGUCCGUGCCGAUGGAAAUCAAGUUAGUAAUUGAUAUUGUUAGUGGUUAACCAGCCAAAGGCCAAGAAGGUUCUUGGUUGUAUAAGCACACCCAUUCUCUCUCCACUUUUAAAGCUGCAUUCGUCAAGAUACAUCCUAUCUCUCUAUUUGCGGUAUAUCUUUGUGUGGCUACUCUUAAGCGGUAGAGAAAACUGUGCUUGCCAAACUGGGUAGGAUUUCCGCACAGCCCCUUACUUCUGUAUGCGUACAGUUCCUGGAUAAAGAGAACAAAGGUGGAAACAAUGAAUAUCCUUUGGGGCUACAGAGAGAACUAUUGCUUUGUAUUAAAUAGCAUGGAACUGCAUAGCCUGCAGAGCAGGCGUAAUUAUGGUAGGUGAGUACUCAGAAUUUUCUUAAAGAAAAGUAUGGCCAUCAUCUUUAAUUUUAAUGGCAGCAGAAGGCUGGGGAGAGAAAGAAAUUUAUACCAAGGGGGCAGUCAAGAUUACACCUGCCCAAAGUCAUCAUUAUUUGGAAAAACUGCAUUCACCCAUGACCAGAGUUCCUGAUUGGUACAGCUAAGCACCAGCUAUUGAUCAGCCUGAUAUUUCAGGUGUUGGUUCUUAUAAUAGAAAUUAUAAUGGGAAACCUUCAAGUAAAGUUGUCAUUUGUCAGCCUUCAACAUAUUGUUUAUGAUCAAAUGGAAUAGGCAUCUUCGAUCAGAUGAAUGUUAGCUACACUCACAGAUUGUCAUUUGGAGGAUAUAGAGAGCAGCAAAUAUCAACUUGUAUUUGCAUCAGCAGGGAAUUUUCUGUUCUGGCUCAAUGUGUUUUUUUUUUUUUUGAAAGACAGUGCUUCCAGUUUUUCAUUUAACUCGUGUUGAUUUAUUACCUGCUCAUUUCCAGAAAUGCAGUGAUGCAAAACUAAUCAGGGGGUGUUUUGCUUUUCAACAGCUUCUUCAGGCAGGUGUCUUCUCACUCUUCCCCCACCCACUACCCCCACCAUCUACUCUAACUCCAUCUCUAACCUGCAAUCCAUCCAAUAAACAAUCACAAGGUUAUAAUGUUAGCUCCCACUAAUUAGAUGCCUGCACAGCAGGCUAGGGGCUGUGCAGGAAUCAUACCAUAAACUGUGCAUAAAAAAUUUUCAAGCUUAGAAAAAUCUUCUUAAAUGCGAGACUUAAGGUCUUUUCACAUCUUAGGAUGCAUGGUUAGUUGAGGUAUUCUGUUCAAAAAGUAGAUGCCAUGUUGGGGUGCUUUUGUUCCCUAUUAGAUCACAGAUGAUUUCAUAAUGUUAUGUUAAAAAAAAAAAAAAGUGGCGCAUGAGGCACAGCUUAGUGUGUUACUGAUUUUUUUUUUUACUACAUUUUGAUGUCUUCUGUGAUCUAUUAAUCUACUGGCCAUAGACAAUGUGGAUAAAAAGCAAAAAAGUUGAUGGUGAUAUCAUCAAUGUGUCUGUCCUCCUGUGGAUCAUAGGUAAAAGCCAAUCAGAAUGCAUGUAUAAUCAGUUUAUUAUGUGACUGAGAUAGCCUUUCUUCAAACUUGUAACAGCUACAGAUCUCUCAUAUGGUCACCAAGGACGUACACAAAUAGCACUUAUAUCUGAGAUCCUGGAUUGUUCUCUUUCUCUUGUUCAUAACCAUUUUCAAGGCUUGUUCUUUAUUUGAUCAUUUCAUCAUAUAUUGGUUGCUCUACUAAAGGGUUUUUUUUUUUGUUAUGGUUUGUUUUUUAGUGGCUGUUUAUAAAGACUUAAUAACUUGGUCAGAUAAAAUAUAAUUGCUAUGAAAUAAUUUUUUUUUUCUUCAGGAAUUAUUUAUUGACUAUCUUACCAUCACUGCUUAUAAACAGGAGAGUGAUUCAAAGCAACUGACCUACAAGGGACUCUGUAAGUAAUGUUUACUUUGUGAAGGAGUUGUAAGUGAUAAAGACAUCCAGUUAGUUGUCAAAGUGAGCUAGACCACCAAUCUUGUAGCUUAAUCAAUGAAGUCAAGGCAGAUACAAAGUGACAAAUUAUAAGCAAUUAUUGAAUGAGAUUUAGCAUUAUAUCAUGAAUUAUCAAUACCGAGAUCAGUGGCAGUUAACACAGACACAAGUUUUGAUGCAGCGGAAACUGAAUUCUAGAACCGAUUUAUUACUAACUUUUUAAAGUGUUUAGCCUUUUUGAGUUUCUCUCUGAAGUUGCAAAAGUUUGAGAACACCACACUGCAGGGCUUGAAAACUAGGAAGACAUUGAACUUAACAUGAUGACUGCAAUAUCUACUGCAGAUGUUGCAUUAUUGUGUCAACUGCACAUGCUAUUGUAUAUUGAUUGAAUGCUCUCAACCAAUUGUAGUAAAUCUUAGGUAUUAUCAUGUGUAAUCAGCAUUACUGUCAUGCAGUCUUGGAUGUCAGUAAUUUUCACCGAAUAAAAUUUCCUCAUAAUCUAACCUAAAAAAUUUGAAAAUGCACUCAUGGAGUUCUCUCAAAGUUCUUCAAAAUGUUUUGUAUUAAUUUUUCUUUGUCCUUUUCUUUAUUAUUGCAGCUAAAGUAGUGGAAGAUGAAGAAAAACUUCAAUUUCUUGGAGGUAAUUUUCAGCUCCAUUUUCAUGCUCUUGAGUACAAGAACAUGACAAAGGUGUUUUUUUUCAUGUAACACAAGUUGUUUGGGGGAUAAUCUUUACAGAGUCCAGAAAAGAGGGGAAAUGGUUACAUUGAAGAUGGUAUAUUGGUACAAGUUUAAUUGCUGAGGUGAUUAUAGAGAUUCUUGUGCGGGAAUUUCCAAGGACCUUUCAAAACAUUCUUUAUUUGCAGAAUAGUUCCAACAACAAAACAAACUGGUCACAAAAUUUUCAAGCACCUGAACAAUUAUACUUACAACAAUUAUUUGCAGAAGGCUCAGUGAAUAGUGUUGAAUAAUCCCCCAGCUUCAUUGUGGGCACUAUUCAACAAUAAUAACUUGGCCUUGGGCUAAUAAUUGUUCAAUGUUACCUCUCUAACAGUGUUAUCUGCAAUUUUCAAGGGAAGAAGUGCUUGCAUGGUAUAUCCUAAUAAAAGGUGUAAUUAUUUUUUAUUAUUUGUGCUUGUGUUGGAUACACUCAAUAAAGACUCAUUGUCCCACUCAUUCACUUUAUUUCGCUUAUGUUCAUGUAAAGCAAAAGGUCAACUGAAAAUAGAUCACAAAACACUAACUGAUUCGGUGUACUUAGAACACAACAGGAUAUUGAGAAGAAAAACAAUAUAAAAUGAAUUUACAUACCAACAUUUGUGGCUCUAGUCCUUGAGAGGAUAUUCAAACAUAUGCAUUCACUAACUCGACUAAUUGUUUACUAAUCACGUCUCAUAUAUUGUAAUACGAUCGAUAAAGAUUAUGAUGUCAUGGUAACAUUAUUAUUAUCAUUAUUAUUAUUAUUAUUGUUAUUAUUAUUAUUAGUUAAUUAUGCUUAUAAGAGGUUAUUGUCAUAGCCAUUUGUUAUAAGACAGCUUUACAAAGAUUGAAGUUAGUAACAGCAAAAGUUAAAAGUUAUUUUAUUUUAAUUCAUGCAACAGACCAUACAUCUUUGUUGAAUUUCCUCAGAUAUUGUCCCUCCUAAAGUGCUUGUCAAAGACUUUUUGGAAAGUUUGAAGAAAAAGUCCAGAAUGUCUCCCUUUGAUGUAGACAGCUCAAGCUCAGAGUCAGAAUAACUGGAGUUAAAGUUUGGAAAGAAGUUGACUGUUCACAAAUUUGCAGUUGUCAAAACAAUUAUCUGAUGCUGCAAGCUUGUGCACUUCCUCUCAUUUUACGUAGUUUGGCUGAACAUUGAAUCACAAAAACUUCUCUGAAAACAGUGACCCCUGUCAUUUUACUUGAGCAGAUGAUGAGCACUCAACUACCCAAGAUGCAAUAAGGUUUAGUUUGCAUCUGAAUGGUUGAGCGGGUGUCGUAAGACAGUAACAGCACGGUGGCCAAGACCGCAACCACUCAGUUGAUUAAACCAAAUUACCUUGUUAUACUCCUCAACCGACAAAUCACCACAUUUUCUUUAGAAUCUUACCCCCUUCAUUCUUAAGACUGUUUUACAAUCUUCGUUUUCCGAAAUGAAUAGAUUGAGCGCCUGGGGCACUUUCUUACUUUUGGUGCCUCAAGGGAAGGCACUUAUUCGAAGCAGGGAGCCUAAUUCUUAUUUUUACAGAAAUACCAAAAUGUGCCAAACAAACCGUUGAUGUUUGUUUGAAAAUGAUCUACAAGACUGGGAAACUGACGUAUUAUCCCUGGGGCCUUACUCGCUAGAACGACCAGCCAAGGAGCUGUUGGAAAAUUUUGAGACAAGACGAGAUCAUUCUUUUGAAGGAACUGUGCCAUCCACAUGAACUUACUUCUUGAGAGACUGAGACGAAAACCACUGUUUUUUGUAUAAUAAGGCUUUAAGUAAGUAAUUAAAGGAAGGUGAACCACGCCUGAUCUCAGUGUGCACGGACUCUAACAGUGCUAUCAGUGAACAGAAUGGGGUAAUUAUUGGAAUUGAAGUGCUUACGCAAGAGGGGCGCUUCUUAGAAUAGGGGCGUUUAUGACAAAAACAAAUUCGAGUGGGGCAUUUAAUGGAGCGGAGGCGCUUAAUAGAACGAGGGCGCGAAACAGAAUCAUAACAGUAGUCUAUGAUUGGUGUCCGUUCUUUGAUUAUUGUUGAAACUCUGAUGUGGUUGUUGUUAUAAGGCAGUUAGCUUGCCAGAGAUACCAGCCGACGAAUGUCUAUAUUUGGUUAGAGAGUAAACACUUGAGUCGAGUGGGGCGACGUAAUGCACAGCAAGAUAAGAUGUCGGGUCACUUUGGUUUAUCAAUAGUCGAACUGAAGCUAUCUUAUAUCUGUCCAUGUUAAUAUUGUGGAGUGCCGUAAAUGCACCCAAUAAAGGAUUUAAGGGUCUUUUAAGACAUUGCGG